Molecule: messenger RNA, 1857 nt
Organism: Metarhizium acridum CQMa 102
Lineage: Eukaryota; Fungi; Ascomycota; Sordariomycetes; Hypocreales; Clavicipitaceae
Product: woronin body major protein
Biological process (GO): glycosaminoglycan metabolic process; carbohydrate metabolic process
Cellular component (GO): membrane
Molecular function (GO): beta-N-acetylglucosaminidase activity
Source: RefSeq, a predicted model, not a curated record
AUGCGCUUCCACACGUCUGCCCUUCUCAUCGCCUUGGCGACGGUAGAGUUGAGCUCUGCCGUCACCGUCAAGGUGAACCCGCUUCCUGCGCCGCAAGAGGUGACUUGGGGCGACUCUGGUCCCCAAAAUGUCGGCUGGCUAAACCUGCGUACCAAUUCGAAUCGCACGUCCAAGUCCAACACCCAACUCGUCUCGGAUGCUUGGAGUCGCGCCUCCCAGGCCAUCACGUCGCUACGAUGGGUGCCGCAGGCCAUCGAGCAGCCCAUCCCCAAGUUCGACCCUUUCCCCACCGCUGCCAGCAACAGCAGCAGCACCAAAUCGAAGCGAAACACGGGCAGCGGCUGGCUCAACGAGAUCAAUGUACAGGUUGCCGACUGGUCCGCCGACUUGAAGCACGGCGUCGACGAGAGCUAUACCCUCACCGUGUCUGCUUCGUCUUCGACGGUGGAAAUCACGGCAAAGACGGUCUGGGGUGCUCUUCAUGCCUUCACCACAUUCCAGCAACUCGUCAUCUUUGACGGCGGGUCCCUGAUUGUUGAGCAGCCCGUCACCAUCGAGGAUCACCCCAACUACCCCUACCGAGGUGUCAUGAUCGACACGGGCCGAAACUUCAUUUCCGCCAACAAGAUCAAGGAACAGAUUGACGGGCUUGCCUUGUCCAAGAUGAAUAUCCUCCACUGGCACAUCACCGACGCCCAGUCUUGGCCCAUCCACCUCGAGACCUACCCUCAGGUGACCAAGGAUGCCUACUCUGGCCGCGAGAGCUACUCGGCAAAGGAUGUGCGGGAUAUCAUCUCGUAUGCUCGCGCCCGUGGCGUGCGCGUCAUUCCCGAAAUAGACAUGCCGGGCCACUCUGCCUCUGGAUGGCAGCAAAUCGACAAGGACAUUGUGACGUGCCAGAAUAGCUGGUGGUCCAACGACAACUGGCCCUUGCACACCGCCGUGCAGCCCAACCCUGGACAGCUGGAUGUCAUGAACCCCAAGACGUACGAAGUUGUCGGCAAAGUCUACUCGGAGCUGUCCAAGAAGUUCUCGGACGACUUCUUCCACGUUGGAGGUGACGAGCUCCAGAUUGGCUGCUUCAACUUUAGCAAGGGCAUCAGGGAUUGGUUCGCCGCCGACCCCGGGCGCACUUACUUUGACCUCAACCAGUACUGGAUCGAUCACGCAUACCCAUUGUUCAUGUCGGAGGAGAACAGCGGCAAGAAGGACCGCCGGCUGAUCAUGUGGGAGGACGUGGUCCUCUCUCCCGACGCCCACGCUAACAAUGUCUCAAAGAGCGUCAUCAUGCAGUCCUGGAACAACGGCGUUGCCAACAUCGACAAGCUCACAAAGGCCGGCUACGACGUGAUUGUGUCGAGCGCCGACUUUAUGUAUCUCGAUUGUGGCAACGGCGGGUACGUGACCAACGAUGCUCGUUACAACUCUCCCCAAUCGAAUCCUGAUGCUACCGGUGCGACCUUCUCCUUCAACUACGGCGGCCCUGGCGGCUCCUGGUGUGCGCCGUACAAGACGUGGCAGCGCAUUUACGACUACGACUUCACCGCGAACCUCACGUCUGAGCAAGCCAAGCACAUCAUUGGUGCCGCCGCGCCGUUGUGGUCCGAGCAAGUCGACGACGCCGUCAUCAGCUCCAAGAUGUGGCCCCGAGCCGCUGCACUCGCCGAGUUGGUUUGGUCUGGCAACAAGGACCCCAAGACUGGGUUAAAGCGAACGACUUACUUGACGCAACGUAUUCUCAACUUUAGGGAGUACCUUGUUGCCAAUGGCAUUGGGGCUGCUCCUCUGGCACCCAAGUAUUGCUUGCAGCACCCUCAUGCGUGCGACUUGUACUACAAUCAGACCGCUGUUAAAUGA